UGUAAAUAAUAGCAUUUUCAGAAUUCAUUCUAAUAAAAUCACAAAGGAGAUAUUUAGACGAUUUGAUAAAAGUUUUUAAUUAAAUAAAAUGAAAGUUAAUAUAAAGUGGAGUAUUUGUCGAAUAUGUUUGGAAGAAGUUGAAAAUGAAGGAAAAUCAAUAUUUGAUUACGAUGAAGAUAAACAGGAAAUUUGCGCAAAAAUCAGAGAAUGUGGCGGAAUAAAUAUAUAUAGAAAAUCAAACUUACCAAGUAUAAUAUGUAAUACUUGCUUAUUGCACUUGAAUAUAGCUUACCGCUUUCGAAGUGUUUGUCAAAGUUCUGAUGAAAAAUUACAAACAUUUCUUGAUAAAACCGAAGUUUUGAAUAAAAAGAUAACCCCUGAUUGUUCAUUUUUAGAAGUUGACGAUUUAAUUUUAAAUCAGAGCAAUGAGAUUUUUGAAAAUGAUGAUGAACAAUAUUUUGUAUACUAUGCUGAUCCCGAAGAAAUUGAUGAUAAUCCCUUAGCACAAGAUCCAACAAAGAACUCAUCAGAUUCUUUACCACAUUUCAAACAAGAAUAUACUUUAGAUGAAGAAUACAUAAUUGAAACCGAAGAUGAUCCUAAAAAUGCAAAUUUACUUACAACUACUAAAGAUGAGGAAACAUAUGAACUAAAUGUUAGUUUAGAAAGUGAUAGCAAGGACAUUGAUAACAUUUAUGAUGAAAAAAAUGUAAAUAUUUUAACUCUUGAAAGUAAAACAGAGGAAAUUUUGGAAAAAAAUGAUUCCAUAGUAGAAGAAUCAACAGAAGAAGUUAAAAUAAGGAGGAAGAAGAGAGGUGCAAGUGGCGUGGACCAACAAAAAUAUGUUUGUGACGUAUGUGGAAACCAAUACGAUCGUAAAUAUACUUUGCAGCAGCAUAUGAAAUGGCAUUCAGAUGACAAACCCUUUGCCUGCGAACUAUGUGGAAAGGCAUUUGUGACAGAAUAUCAAAUUCAUCGCCACAUGAGAGUUCAUACAGGGGAAAAACCAUACAAAUGUCAAUAUUGUGAACGUAAAUUUUCAGAUGCCUCGUCUAGAAUGAAACAUGAGAGAAUUCAUACAAAUGUGCGACCAUUUAAAUGUGAUGUAUGUGAUAAAUCUUUUAAUUACAGUGAUGUCCUACGUGUACAUAAAAUGACGCACUCUGGAGAAAAGCCUUAUGCUUGUGAAUUAUGCGGCAAAAGAUUCUCCCAAAUGCAUCAUCUCAAAGCUCAUUUACAAACUCUUUCGCACAAAGCAUUAGCAGAGAGUGGGGCAUAUUAAAUAUCAAUGUUCUUAUUUUACAUAUAAGAAUAUAAAUUUUAGUUUUAAUGUAAAGUAUUCAAUAUUUGAUUAAAUUUCGUAUUGCCAGGAUUUCUCCAAAUCUCAGUCUAUAAAUACUGAUUUUUUGGUAAAAUAAAUAUUACUCUUUUAUGCUGAAAGAUGUCAGGCUAAAAAAUAAGAAAGUAAAGCAACAAAUCGAAAUUACUUCGUGAUUUGAUUGGUUACAUAUAUUUUUAGUUAACCUUAGUAAUUUAUGCUUAUGUUAAUCUAUAGUACAUUUUGUAUUUUAGUAAUUUUCUGAAACAAUUAUAAUUACCAAUUAAAAAUAAAAAUGUAAAUGUUCAUUUUCUAGCUUUUAUAAGUUUCAAAUUCAGU
This is a messenger RNA of Condylostylus longicornis, 1657 nucleotides long. RefSeq names its product transcription factor Ouib-like. The transcript has 7 exons. Gene Ontology annotation, molecular function: DNA-binding transcription factor activity, RNA polymerase II-specific; zinc ion binding; RNA polymerase II cis-regulatory region sequence-specific DNA binding. The record is from RefSeq and is a predicted model, not a curated record. Bases 89 to 1282 code for a protein of 397 amino acids. Lineage: Eukaryota; Metazoa; Arthropoda; Insecta; Diptera; Dolichopodidae. Gene Ontology annotation, cellular component: nucleus. Gene Ontology annotation, biological process: regulation of transcription by RNA polymerase II.